Messenger RNA from Branchiostoma belcheri (Belcher's lancelet), 1522 nucleotides. Its product is annotated as tumor necrosis factor receptor superfamily member 1A-like. Gene Ontology annotation, molecular function: protein binding. The record is from RefSeq and is a predicted model, not a curated record. The transcript is spliced from 4 exons. The annotation marks the transcript as partial. Lineage: Eukaryota; Metazoa; Chordata; Leptocardii; Amphioxiformes; Branchiostomatidae.
AUGUUGUUCCAGACUACAGGUGCUGACAACACUCCAGACUUCUGCCCAACAGAACACACCUACCCCCACCCCUCCAUACCUGGCCUGACCUGUGAGCUUUGCCCUGCAGGUCAUUAUGUAGAAGAUCACUGCACCCCAGGCAGUACCCAGAGCAGGUGUCUAGUCUGUCCAGACAACAAGUACCAGCCCUGCCCCUCCAGUAACCUCCGCUGUCACAGCUGCAGUGACUGUAGCGCGGCCUGGCUGGACGGCAGGUCAGCCCCUCCCAUCCAACCCUGCUCCAAAACCCAGAACAACAUCUGUCAGUGUCCCCAGGACAGGUUCUGGAGUCUGGUAGAGCCGGGAUGUAAAGUUAAAACACCGUGUGGACCAGGCCAAGGGGUGGCACAUCAAGCCACAUACAAGAGUGAUACAGUCUGCAUCAGGUGCCAGGAUGGCUUCUACUCCAACGAGACAUCUCUGGUGCAGGUGUGUGGAGAGUGCAGCAGGUGUGAGGAGGAGGGGUUAGAGACACGAGAACCCUGCAAUACAACCAGUAAUGCUGUCUGCAGUACACCACCUUCUGUAGGCACUCUUCCCUCCACGUCACUACAGAACAAGAAAGGGUUAAAAUGGUGGGAGACAACUCUGAUAGUUAUAACUGCAGUUGUAGGUCUGCUCCUGGCAGGAGGUGGUAUCAGUGUUUUGGUUAGAAAGAAGAGGAGAAGAAACACUACUGCCAACAGAGCUGUCCCUGCUGCUGUCACCUACAAUGCUGCUAAUGGUGCUGUUUAUACUGCUGUCCCUCCAGUCCCUCAGAAUGCUGCUAUCCAUCAUGCUGCUGUCCCACCUGCCUCUCAAAAUGGAGCUGUCCCUCGUGCUGCUGUCUCACCUGCCCAUCAAAAUGGAGUUAUCCCUCAUGCUGCAGUCCCACCAGCCUCUCAAAAUGGUACUGUCCCUCAUGCUGCUGUACCUCCAGCCUCUCAAAAUGAUGCUGUCCCUCGCCCCUCUUCUAAUGGUGUUGUCACCGGUGCUGCUAUCACCCCUCCCUUGGCAAAUAGAUCUGUUCCUGCUGCUGUACCCCCUCCUUCCACUGUUAGAGCUGUCUAUGCUGCUGCCUAUAAUGGGACAACAUCACCUCAGUCACAAGACAAUUGUGGUCCAGUUGGUCAGCCAAGCAGUGUUGUCAUUGGCCAACCAAGCAGUGUUGUCAUUGGCCAGCCAAGCAGUGCUGUCAUUGGACAGCCAAACAGUAGUCUCAUUGCUCAGCCAAGGAGUGCUGCUAGUUAUGCUACUGCACAACCAAACAGUGCUGUGCAGCAAAUACAGUUUGAAAGUGGCCCUACAGGCCCCCAAACCAGGUCUGCUACAGGUGAUCAGCCACAGCGCUCUGUCAUUGCUGAGCAGCCAAACAGCGGAGCUGAAUCAGGAGAGCCAUCCACAACCUUCACAGCUUGCCAGCCCAGUAGUGCUGUCCCCAGUGCUGGUCCAAUAGAGUUACAUAAUGAAAACAUGGAGCAGGAGACAGCACCUAGAGGGGCUG